AAGAUGAGUGCUAUCAAUUCACAGGAUGAUGAAGACACUUUCAAAAUACUUAUUGCUACUGAUAUUCAUCUUGGCUAUAUGGAGAAGGAUCCAGUGCGUGGAAAUGAUACAUUUGUGACUUUUAAUGAAAUUUUGGAGCAGGCUCAAAAAAAUGAGGUGGACUUUAUUUUGUUAGGUGGAGACCUUUUCCAUGAUAACAAACCUUCCAGGAAAACGAUGCACUGUUGUGUGGAGUCGCUGAGAAGAUACUGCAUGGGGGAUCGUCCUGUUCAGUUUGAGAUUCUGAGUGACCAGGCAGUUAAUUUUCAGCACAGCAAGUUUCCAUUGGUGAAUUAUCAGGAUCCAAAUCUAAACAUUUCUAUUCCAGUUUUUAGUAUUCAUGGCAAUCAUGAUGAUCCCACAGGGGCAGAUACACUGUGUGCCCUGGAUAUUUUAAGCUGUGCAGGAUUGUUGAAUCACUUUGGACGUUCAUCUUCUGUGGAGAAGAUAGAUAUUAGUCCCAUUUUGUUGUGUAAGGGUAGAACAAAAAUUGCCCUGUAUGGCUUGGGCUCUAUUCCUGAUGAGAGGUUGUAUCGUAUGUUUCUCAAUAAGAAAGUAACCAUGCUGAGACCAAAGGAAGAUGAAGAUAGUUGGUUUAACUUGUUUGUGCUUCAUCAAAAUAGGAGCAAACAUGGAGCUACCAACUACAUUCCAGAGCAGUUCUUAGAUGAUUUUAUCAAUCUGGUUGUGUGGGGUCACGAGCAUGAGUGCAAAAUAGAUCCGUUCCCAAAUGAACAGCAACGUUUCUAUGUUUCUCAGCCAGGAAGCUCAGUGGUGACAGCUCUGUCUCCUGGAGAAGCUGUGAAGAAACACAUUGGUUUGCUGCGUGUUAGAGGGAAAAAAAUGAAGAUGCAGAAGAUUCCUCUGGAGACAGUGCGAACUUUCCACAUGGAGAACGUUGUUCUAGCUGAUCAUCCAGAUCUGUUUAAUCCUGACAAUCCUAAAGUAACUCAGGCAAUACAAGCAUUCUGCAUGGAAAAGGUCGAGCUGAUGUUGGACAGCGCAGAACGAGAACGCUUGCUAAAUCCACGCCAGCCAGAGAAGCCUCUCAUACGAUUACGAGUUGAUUAUGCAGGUGGCUUUGAACCCUUCAGUGUCCAUCGUUUCAGCCAGAAGUACAUGGACAGGGUGGCCAACCCAAAAGACAUCAUACACUUUUUCAGGCAUCGGGAACAGAAAGAGAAAAAUGACAGCGAUAUUAACUUUGGAAGGCUGGUUGCCAGACCUGCUUCUGAGGGGAUGACACUGAGGGUGGAAGACCUUGUAAAGCAGUAUUUUCAGACAGCAGAGAAGAAAGUGCAGCUUUCAUUGCUGACUGAAAGAGGAAUGGGAGAAGCAGUGCAGGAGUUUGUGGACAAAGAAGAAAAAGAUGCCAUAGAAGAGCUGGUGAAAUUUCAACUAGAAAAAACACAGAGGUUUCUGAAGGAGCGUCGCACUGAGGCAGAGGAAGAAAAGAUAGAUGAGGAGGUACGAAAGUUCAGAGAGAGUAGGAAAAAGAACACUGAAGAAGAGGAUGAGGAAGUUCGUGAGGCAAUAACCAGGGCUAGGGCACACAGAUCCGAGGAUGCCGUUCUUGGGGCAGCCUCCAGUGAUGAAGACAUGGACACAAGUAUGAAAGGCACUGGUGAUUCAGAUGAUAGCCUUCCUGCAACACUGACCAAGGGAAGGGGUCGGGCGAGAGGUAGGGCAAGAGGGGCAAGAGGACAAAGUUCAAGAGGUUCAUCUCGGCGGGGAAGAGGAAGCACUGGCCAAGAGUCAGCUACUAGCAGCAGAACCUACAAGCCUGUGUCUGUGCCUUCCAAGAAUAUGUCUAUCAUGGAUGCCUUUAGGUCUUUCAAACCAGAGGCCUCCUUGAAUUCAUCUAAAGCUUACUCCGAGGAAAUUAUAGAUGAUGACUCUGAUAUAGAAGAGAUUUCUAUUGCCCCUUCUUCCAGAGUAAAUAAAAGGUUGUCCACUACAGCUUCAUUUAGUAAAAGACCUUCACAAAUCCAAACAUCUAGAGGAGUUGAUUUUGAGUCAGAUGAGGAGGAAUUCGAUCCGUUCAAAAGCACAAGGACAUCAAGAAGAGCUAAGUGAUUCCUGGCUCGCUGUACAGGAGAGAGACUCUGGAAGUUAGUGAAGAAAAUGGGAAGCAGUUUGCAAGGCAUUCUCUCUGUGACAUCUCUCUGUUUGCCUCCUGUUUUCACUCCUAUGAAACAUUUUUGGUUUGGGCUUGGUUUUCUUUUUCAGUGACCCCAGAUUGGCUAUCACUCAGGUAUUGCACUGCUCUAUGCAUUAGACUGCACUCUCUUACAUUCUGAAGUACAGCCCAAAGCUGCAGGUUCUUCCUAAUGCUUCUGAAAGUUCUCUUUUCUUUCUGGGCUGAUAAUGUAAAUAACAGUCAUAUGUUUUAUAGACUACUCUAUCUCUUGGUCUUGAGCUUUGCAGAGGAGUAAAUUUGUAGUAGUAUGGCUGGAUGGAUAUGGACAUGGACUUGGUCACCAUAAUCAGACUUGUACUUAUGUACAAUUUUCUACAAAUGCAGUUGAAGAUUCCAAAGAGGAAUGGUUUCACCCCAAAAUACAGUUUCCAGUGCUGAAGCCAGAAAACUCUACUAGGAGAAUUAAAUCUGUUCUUGCAGUGUUAUUAAACAUUACAGCAUAGAAGAAUAAACUCUGCUCUCUGAUUCAGGAAGUGCCAAAGAUGUCAGUUUGAAUUGUCUUGUCAGUUUUCACCCUGGAGCUAAGGUAGUUGUAAGGCCUAAAACCCUGGAGCUUCACAAGGACUGCUGUUUGAAGAAGAAAGCAUUGGAGCCAGAAAUAGGCAGGACAUUACCUCUUACCAUUUUUCUUAGUUAACAGAUGUGAUGGGUUGACUCUGGCUGG
This is a messenger RNA of Dryobates pubescens (Downy woodpecker), 2903 nucleotides long. RefSeq names its product MRE11 homolog, double strand break repair nuclease (gene MRE11). The record is from RefSeq and is a predicted model, not a curated record. Gene Ontology annotation, biological process: meiotic DNA double-strand break formation; double-strand break repair via nonhomologous end joining; telomere maintenance. The transcript has 19 exons. Gene Ontology annotation, cellular component: Mre11 complex; nucleus. Lineage: Eukaryota; Metazoa; Chordata; Aves; Piciformes; Picidae. Gene Ontology annotation, molecular function: 3'-5'-DNA exonuclease activity; DNA endonuclease activity; manganese ion binding. The coding region runs from base 4 to 2115 and encodes 703 amino acids.